Molecule: messenger RNA, 2787 nt
Organism: Pollicipes pollicipes
Lineage: Eukaryota; Metazoa; Arthropoda; Thecostraca; Pollicipedomorpha; Pollicipedidae
Product: ankyrin-2
Exons: 2
Coding region: 728-2473 (581 amino acids)
Molecular function (GO): protein binding
Source: RefSeq, a predicted model, not a curated record
GUCCCGAGAUAGGUGUCCUUCAGAGUUGCGUAGUGGGACUUUCAAUUUUGGAAAUAUGGGUGCCACUGUUUGGGAAUUCAUAUAUAUAUAUAUAUAUGUAUAUAUAUAUAUAUAUAAUGUUUGGUACCAUUGAAGUUCGUAAUGAUAUCAAUAACAUGCCAACACAGGUCUUCCUCAUAAGAGGUUUAGUGAUAAAUGAUUGCUGGUCUUCAGCAUUGCGCUGGUGGAGAAUGUGUGCAUUGGUGCUACUGAGUUGCCUUGACCAGUUCCUGAUCAAAGUAUGCGAACAUAUUGGCAUGUCUUGUAGACAUGCUAUUUUUCUUUGAUCUGAUCUCGAUAAUGCUUGUUGUAAUUUUUUGUGAGUGACUUUAAAAUUCCUCAGGCUGUAUUUAUUGUACCCAUAAACUAUUCAACAUUUGAUGGGAUAAGCAAAUGUGGGAAUGUGUAAAUACUAAAACCCAUUUCAUAAGCUACACAUAAGCAAUGAAUUUUGACGAGCGCUACCCAGAAUCUAUCACAUCAGUUGCCCAAGCUUGCUGGUAGUGAUGCCAGUAUUGGCCUGAUUUGGCUGGAUGCCCUAUUGGCCAGGGCGGACAAUUCAGAGUUGCUGCGGCACCUGUUAGCCAAUGGCCAUGGAGUGGACGCGCAUGACAACCAGGGCUGGUUCCCGCUGCACGUUGCUGCCUCGCUGGGCAGCCCGACCUGCCUCGGCCUGGUGCUCGACGCCAUGGCGGCCACCGGUGACUCACUCUCCAUCGACGUGGACGUGGUGACAUACGACGGCGUGACGGCACUGAUGCUGGCGGCCGGCGCGCCUUCGCUGGCCUGCGUGCGCCGGCUGACGGAGGCUGGCGCCGACCCCACGCUCCGCUCCAUGUCGGGCUGGUCGGCGCUGCACGCGGCAGCGCGCUCCGGCCACCUGCCGCUGGUAGACACUCUGCUGGAGUACGGCGCCGCCCAGCUGGAGACGCUUGGCGCCGCCGGCAACCUAGUGCCGCCGCUGGAAACCGGCGAUGGCGCCUACCCGCUGCUGAGCGCCGCGCUGGAGGGCGGCGCCGGCAUGACCGUGCUUGAGCGGCUGAUGGACGCCGGCGCCUCACUCAGCUGCCGAGAGGACGCCGGCAGCACGCCACUCAUGCUGGCCGCGCAGCUGCAGCGCUGCGACGCCGUGGAGCUGUUCUGCCGGCGCGGCCUCACACCGCAGGUGGUCAACAUGCGCGAGGCCGGCGGCCGGACGGCUCUACACCUGGCCAUGGGCCCGCACCCGGCCGACGCCCGGGCUAACAUUAUCACGACGCUGCUGUGCUGCGGCGCCGACGUGUCACCUGAGCCGCUCCGCUCGCUCCUCUUGCACGCCGCCGCCGAGAACGACGCCCUGGCGUUCAGCCUGCUGCUUGACGCCGUCGGCAUCGAAGCCUUGCGCGGCUGGCAGCAGGGAUUCCUCUGGAACGUGCUGUUCGGCGCCGGCCUCGGCUUCGUGGAGGUGUUGCUGCGCCACGGACUGACGCACGACGAGGUUGAGUUCGUGGCGCGCGACGCUGGGAGUUCGCCCAGCUACUGCCAAAAUGUGCUGGGCCCAGUCCUGCUGCACAACUACACGCGUCGCGACACGCUGCUGGCACUGCGCCUGCUGCAGGACGACGAGUGCCGGCGCGUGACGCUCGACGAGCCGGACUCGCUCAUCUCCAACGCCAUCGACCACCUGCGUAUCGUGCCGAUGGAACUGGACGACCGGCAGCCGUCGCUGUUCUGCGUGCGCCGCGUCUGGCGCCUGCUUGAGCACGUGCACAGCCUGAUGACGUGCGACCCGUGCGACUGGGGCCGCCUGUUCGCGGUGGCGAGCCGCCUUCAGACUGUUGUCGGCUCGGUGGUGUGCGUGUUCGCCGUGGUGCGCGCAUUCGCAGAGUUCCCGCUGGACGAAUUUGUGCAGGCGACGUUCGGCACGUGCCUGCCGCGGCCGGAAGGACCGGCCGGCGGUGCCGCGCCUCCGCCGACGCCCGAGGAGGUGCGCGCCCUGGAGCGGGGCCGCCUCCUGCUGCAGAUCGGCCUGCAUGCGAGCGGCACCCGCCUGAGCUGCGACGUCGGCCACUGGCUCCGGCUGCCCGACGAGCUGGUGCAGCCGCCGGCACUGGCGGUGAUCGCGCGCGCCGCCAUCCACGCUCAGGUGCGGCGCACCGUGCGCAGCCGCUACGUGACGCGGCCGGCCAAGAUGGCGGCCGAGCUGCGGCGCGUGGCGGAGUUGUUGCCGGCCGGACUGCGACCGACGCUCCUGCUCGAGGACGCCGAGAUGCGCCGCCGGCUGGCCGCCAUGCUGGACGUGUCGCCCGGCUCGGCCUGGGCGCCGGCCGAGCCGGAUGAGCGACUGGAGGAGCAGCCUGACUGGAGCGGUCUGGGCCACGCGGCCGCCACUGGCUACGCCCGCCUCAUGAAGCUGGUCACCGCCUGGGAGCACUCAGACGGCUCACUCGGCUAGUGCGCAUGCGCGCGAUGUCAGCUGCUGGGCCGGUUCGGGAAACUAGUUCUCGGUGUGCUCAGCGGAGUCUCUCGACCUUGCAUGGCCAGGUUGCGCGCGAUUUUAGUGCUGUAUCGACCUUCAUGACGUUUGUAUUUAAAUGCAUCGACGGAGACGGGGCGUGUUCUUCUGGGCCAGUGCCACUGUAGUUGCGAACGAACUUGUGCUGAGCCACGGACUAUGCGACGAAUGGCGAUUGCACGUGACCGCUUUAUUCAGCCCGCCUUGUGCAAUCAGCAUCGCGUAUGAGCUGAAGGAUACAAGUAUUGUCUGAA